This is a messenger RNA of Aureobasidium melanogenum CBS 110374, 1257 nucleotides long. RefSeq lists its product as uncharacterized. Lineage: Eukaryota; Fungi; Ascomycota; Dothideomycetes; Dothideales; Saccotheciaceae. The record is from RefSeq and is a predicted model, not a curated record. The coding region runs from base 1 to 1257 and encodes 418 amino acids. The transcript has 2 exons.
AUGGACCCCUCUCCUGAGCUCGGUGACCAAGAUCCGCGCAGUCUCCUUCCUCCAGUGAGACUCUAUCGUCCUGGGAAAGGGGCGGUACCUCGCGAUGCGGAUGUAAUUCGUCCACACCCUCCCCUGUACGCUGGAGAUUUCGAUAAUCGCAAGUUGAAAGGCGCCUAUUACUGGGAAGGUCUCGAUCGUAACAAUCCUGAAGACGAGAGGCUUCGUCUGGGUCUUCAUUACGGUAAGGAGCGCAACCCGCGCUGCGACUUGUGCGAGAGAGAGGACAGGGCCUGCAUGUCUCUCCUCGGGAAGAAGUACCAAACCACUGGCUGUGCUUUCUGCAUUCGCAGGCACUUCCAGUGUUCGCAGGCCAACAGUAUUCAGAAGAGCGCCCCGAGUGUCCAAAAAAACGCCACAAAUGUCCGAAAGAACAAGGAUCCUCCGUUCCGACCAAGUGGCCACGCACACAAACGGGCCUUCGAAAAAGUAGGCAACAGGGAAGGAACAGAGCCUCCUGCAAAGCGCACCAGAGCAUCCCUGACUGGAAAGUCAUUCGAGUUUCUCCAAUUGACCACUCACGACGACGACGAUAAAGACGAGUACCACACACCGCCCGUAGAGUCCAAGAGAGGAUCAAUCUACACACUGGAAUUCAGCAACCAGGGAAGUGAAGACAGCUACAGGGAUCUUCCAGAUCUGAGACAAGCUGAGGACUACCAAAUGCUGUGGGAAGAGCCAAAGGCAAUUGCAGGUGACUCUGCACGCCGUUCUAGUUCGAGAAAAAGCGAUCCCGAAGGCCAGCAGAUGAUGAGUAUCAGAGAACGCUCUGUUCCAAGAGACAGGGACCAAAUUGAUCAACGAGAAAUCUCACAUAGCCACUGGCAAAAUAUACAAUCCAGGCUGGUGGUCCUGGAACAAGACAUGUCGACUUUACAGCGUGUGCAGGAAGGGCCUUGGCCUGCCACCAUGAAGGAGCUCGAUUCACGCGUACUCAAGCUCGAAAGGGCGAGAUCCGGCCUGGAUGUCAGUAGCUACGAAGAGGGGAUCAAACGCCUGGAAUCUAUGUUGGAGAGGGAAAGGCGCGAGCGCCGCUCCCUGGUGAGCAAACUCGAGUCCAAGAACAACAGUCUGGCCCAAGAUGUCGCGGUCCUGCAAGGCGAGAACGAAGGAUUGAGGGAAAGACUCAAUAAGCUGACGGGAAAGAUCAGGAGUGUGGCAGAGGGCAGGGCCUAUCAAAGCAGAGAAGAGAAGGAACAGAGCUACUGA